GCCAAUCAAGAGCAAGGUAUUGACAGAGCACGCGCGGAACGCCGACCGACGCCAUCAUGAGCAUCUACUCGUUCCCGGUCCUCAAGAUGUCCGAGAUCGUCCUCUUCAUUCGGAACUCGAAACUCGGCAUCUCGGAGGAGGAUAUCAAGAACUGCGAACCAGCAGCGGUUCGCCGAUUCUUUGAAGCGUUCUUCGAUGUCAUUCUCGACAUCAGUAAAGACGACUUGACGCAACCUGCACUCUCCGGGCUCAGUGUACUUCCACACCCGAACCUGCAUGAAGAUUCCAUUCCAGAGUUGGCAUUCUUCCGCACGUCCAAGAAGCUGUUGGAAGCUUGUGGUGUCACAGACUUCACAUGGCAAGAUAUUCAAAAACCUAAGCUCAAGCGCCUGCGAUACUUGCUCAGUGCGAUCAUCAACUUUUCAAAGUUCAAAGAGGAGAGGAAACUCCACUUCGACAAGUACCUCAAGACCACGGAAACCUUGCUUCGUGCCAAGCAGCAAAAGGAGGACGAAAACGCUACCCUUCGACGACAGUUGGAAGAGCUCAAGGCCAAGCAAGCCGCGGAAGCCCCAGCAUUGCAAGCUGUGAUUGAUGAAUGCUCAGUGAUGGAGGCCGAAAUCAAUGUUCUCAAUACGCGGCAGUCCUUGCUGCACCCUGAAGUGAAGGCGCUGAAGGCUCAAGUCGCCAAACUAAACGAUGAAUUGCAAUCCCUCAACUUCGACAUUGUGGAAGGGAAAAAGACCAUUCGAAGCAUGGAAUCCAAGGUUGUCAACUCCCCUGCCCGCCAAAGAUCGGAGAUCGCGUCACUUGCACAGCAGGUGGACGUUGCAAAGGAAGAAGUGAACGCGCUCGACGGUCGGUCGGCCGAGUUGGACGUUAUUCACAGCACAGUGUCGAGAGCUGUCAGGGACAUGGAAAAGGUGAUCGAGUUACUCGAAUCCAUCGAAGCCGACAUGGCCAAAGUGGACGUCGAAAAGGAAAACGUUCUAAAAUUACAUCAAGAAUACAACAGCCUCACCACCAAAGCCAAGCUUGCCGUCGCGCACAAAGCUCGCGUGGAAGUUUAUCUCGACCAGCGCCGCGAGGAACUGGAAGUGGACAAGGCGCAAGCACGAACGAGGAUGCAAGCGGUCGAGCAUGCCGUGGCAUCGGCAGCAAAGGAAGUGGAACAAUCGCGCCAGCACAAGUUGGCCAACGAACAUUUGGUUGCUGCCAAGCUGCAAGAAGUACAGGAGAUGCAGGCCAAGAUGAACAGCGACCGCGACGCCUUUGAAAACACGCUCAAGGAGAUGGAAGAGACGUACGUGCGUUUGGAGCGCAAAGUCAAAUCGUAUGCCAACAUGGUGGCAGAUAUCGUCGAGUCGGCGUAAUUAUUUCGUAGCAAGAUAUUAAAUGAAUUGUUCGCCUGGAAAUAUUCGUGA
This is a messenger RNA of Aphanomyces invadans, 1424 nucleotides long. RefSeq lists its product as hypothetical. Gene Ontology annotation, biological process: kinetochore organization; attachment of mitotic spindle microtubules to kinetochore; mitotic spindle organization. Bases 57 to 1373 code for a protein of 438 amino acids. Gene Ontology annotation, molecular function: protein-containing complex binding. Gene Ontology annotation, cellular component: Ndc80 complex; kinetochore. The transcript has 11 exons. The record is from RefSeq and is a predicted model, not a curated record. Lineage: Eukaryota; Oomycota; Saprolegniomycetes; Saprolegniales; Verrucalvaceae.